AGGUAGUCAGUGGGUGGGGGGAAGCUCGAAGCGAAGCGCACAUUCGCCGCAGCCAUGCGUGAGAUCGUGCAUAUCCAAGCCGGCCAAUGCGGGAACCAGAUCGGAGCCAAGUUCUGGGAGGUCAUCAGCGAUGAGCAUGGCAUUGACCCCACCGGCAGCUACCACGGAGACAGCGACCUGCAGCUGGAGAGGAUCAAUGUCUACUACAAUGAAGCAGCUGGAAAUAAGUAUGUUCCCCGCGCAAUCCUCGUUGACCUGGAGCCGGGCACAAUGGACUCAGUCAGGUCUGGACCUUUCGGCCAGAUCUUUAGACCUGAUAACUUUGUCUUUGGCCAGAGUGGUGCUGGGAACAACUGGGCCAAAGGCCACUACACAGAGGGAGCUGAGCUAGUGGAUUCGGUGCUGGAUGUAGUAAGGAAGGAGUCUGAAAGCUGUGAUUGCUUACAGGGCUUCCAACUCACCCACUCGUUGGGUGGGGGCACUGGAUCUGGCAUGGGAACGCUUCUCAUCAGCAAGAUUAGGGAGGAAUAUCCUGAUAGGAUCAUGAACACCUUCAGUGUAAUGCCAUCUCCAAAAGUGUCAGACACAGUGGUGGAGCCAUACAAUGCCACCCUCUCUGUCCACCAGUUGGUAGAGAACACAGAUGAAACCUACUCUAUUGACAAUGAGGCUCUGUAUGACAUCUGCUUCCGCACACUGAAACUCACAACUCCAACCUACGGCGAUCUCAACCACUUGGUAUCUGCCACCAUGAGCGGAGUGACCACCUGCCUCCGAUUCCCUGGCCAACUGAACGCAGACCUUCGCAAGCUGGCAGUCAACAUGGUGCCUUUCCCUCGCCUGCACUUCUUCAUGCCCGGCUUUGCUCCCUUGACGAGUCGUGGCAGCCAACAAUAUCGUGCCCUGACGGUCCCGGAGCUGACUCAACAGAUGUUUGAUUCCAAAAACAUGAUGGCGGCCUGUGACCCCCGCCACGGCCGGUACCUGACGGUGGCAGCCAUCUUCCGGGGCAGAAUGUCCAUGAAGGAGGUGGAUGAGCAGAUGCUGAAUGUCCAGAACAAGAACAGCAGCUACUUUGUGGAAUGGAUCCCCAACAACGUGAAGACGGCCGUGUGUGACAUUCCUCCCCGAGGCCUGAAGAUGUCUGCCACUUUCAUCGGCAACAGCACCGCAAUCCAGGAGCUCUUCAAGAGAAUCUCUGAGCAGUUCACAGCCAUGUUCCGGCGGAAGGCUUUCUUGCACUGGUACACCGGCGAAGGCAUGGAUGAGAUGGAGUUCACGGAAGCCGAAAGCAACAUGAAUGACCUGGUCUCCGAGUACCAGCAGUAUCAAGAUGCCACUGCAGAUGAGCAAGGGGAGUUUGAGGAGGAAGGAGAGGAGGACGAGGCUUAGAGGUUUUGAGUAGGGUUAGUCCAUAGGCAAGUGUCCAAGGUGAGAGCUGUUCAGCUGUACCAGUGCAUGCUUUUCCAGUUAUUCUUGAUGCUUUUCACUGUUGCCUCUGUCAGCAGUUUUUGUGACCCUGCUCUAUUACUUUAAUAUUUAUAAACUGGCAAGAUGAUUUAAUUAGGGAGAUACAAAUCCUAUUAAGAUUGAGUGCUAUGAAGUUGAAGUCUUCACAACAGUGCUGGUAGUAGGACCAGCUCUACACUAUAUAUUAAAAUCUGAAGAAUAACUUGCUUCCACAUUUAUGCAACUAUAAAUUCUGCACCUCCAAUUGGUAUUUAAUAUAAUUCUCAAGGGAAAUUACUGCAGGGAUUAAAGUUUUAUUAAAGAGAGAUGUCAAUACUUUAUCUAAACUAAGAAAGAGAUUUACUGAGUGCUUUAAAAACAAAGCUUCUCUAGAUUGGUAUUUUUUAGAUGUGUUGUAAUGUGCAAUUCCCAGAUUCUCUUAGACAGCACAGAUUUUCUUUCUUUCUUGGGAACAGUAGGAGCUACAGGUACCAGUACUUCUGGAGGGGGCUACAUUGGAGAAGACUUGCAUACCCCUCGUUAUUGACCAUUGUUCUUGACUCCAAUGGAAAGGCAGUAAUCAAGAAAUGGAAUAGUAAUAAUAGAUUUCUCUACCAAUUAGAAUAAGCAGUCUACCCCAUGAAAUAUUUUUGCACAUGCUAAAGAAUAUUCUACAGAAUUGCAGAGGCAGUAGGUAAACUUAUUUUGAUCAAUUUUUCCUCACCUUGUGCUCUCCCAAGAAUGCACACCAGAUAGAAGUAUUUACAAUUGCAGUUAGAAUUCUGUGUGUAACUUAUAACAUUUUAAUUGUGAUUUAAACUGAUCACUUCCAACUUUUGGGAUUGGGCUCUUCAAAAGAUGCAGAUAUUGCAACAACUGGAUAUUAAAACUAUUUUUUGUAAUACAGGAAAGGAUUGUUAGCAUUGGCUUGUAAAGUUAGGAGCUUAUUCCCUCUCACUUUAAGAACUAAGAUGGUAUUUUUUAAUAUUCCGAAUCACUGUAUGUUCAAAAUCACAUCUGUAGUCUUUUUCUUAAAAAAAAGAAAAGAAAGAAUAACCCUUAAGAUUUGGGCACAAUUGCAACUAGAAUGCUAGUAGAGCAGGCAUGAAUUCAGACAGCUGGGAUUGAGCAUGUUUUCUGUGGCGCUGUCUUAUGUUGGCUUUCUUUUGUGCAUUGUGUAAACUCUUCAAGAAUGUCUGCAGUAAAAUUCUGCAAUGGCUUUUGUGUGGUGUUCAGUGUUGAGGACUCUGUAUCAAGGCAUGCAUUUUGAAUAAUGACUUCUGUUUGUGCUUUUCUUUAAGGUGAAUCUGGGCAAUAAAGUAUUUAUUGAAACU
Molecule: messenger RNA, 2783 nt
Organism: Protobothrops mucrosquamatus (brown spotted pit viper)
Lineage: Eukaryota; Metazoa; Chordata; Lepidosauria; Squamata; Viperidae
Gene: TUBB2A
Product: tubulin beta 2A class IIa
Exons: 4
Coding region: 55-1392 (445 amino acids)
Biological process (GO): neuron migration; mitotic cell cycle; microtubule cytoskeleton organization
Cellular component (GO): microtubule; cytoplasm
Molecular function (GO): GTPase activity; structural constituent of cytoskeleton; GTP binding
Source: RefSeq, a predicted model, not a curated record